CCUGUGACGAGGGGUCACAAGCCAAAACGUUUGGGAAGCACCCUCAAAAAGACACGUUCACAACAGCAGGGUCCAGCAUAUCCAGCAAAUCUUAAUAAUUAAUUGUGUUGUUCACUGAAAAUGUCUCUUGAUAAGUGGGUGUUGAUUGACUGAUAUCAAAACUGCUAAUAAAUGAAUAAAUUCCUUGUAAGCAUAAGUUUGCAAAAUUAAACCAUGAACUAGGAUCUGGCCAUUUGAUGGGAAUAUGUAAUAAAUACAUUCCUGAAGCUUAAUUGACCUUUUAAAACCCCAGAACAUCAAGUUUUCCUCUUUUAUUACCAAUUGAGUAGCUUUAAGGUUUGAAAAAAAAUCUACUUAUUCCACACUGACUGAUGGUAUCACAUAUAUAAUCGGUAGUCUAUCAGCUUGUCCCAACUCUUCAUUGAAGCCACAGUAUAUGAUGUUUGCAGUGAGUGAAAUACUCAGACCCAAGACUCAAUAUUUUUUAUGGUCGUACCAUGCCAACUAAAUGGAAAUACAUAUUCUAGAUGAUGUUGUGCAUCUUUUUAUACACAUUUAACAAAACUCAGCCCUUUUUCUUUGCUCACUAGCAGGCCACUUAGGUUUAAAUUGGUUAAAACAUCCUUAUAAGCAUACGUUUGCAAAAGAAAACCAGUAAUACAUUACUUUUUAUUAAACUUAUAUGAGGCAGUUGAGAAUCUCUUGAGACAGGGACGUUUUAUCAAAGCUGAUAGAAGUGUGUAAGAAACACAUUCCUGAAACUGAACUGACCUUUUAGACGUUUUAAUUGAAGAGUAAGGAAGUAAUUUAGCUUAGGUUAUCUCGAGUCAGUAUUCAUAAAAAGAGGCUUCAAGAUCUGAAAACUCCAGUUCUGUAUUUAAGGGUUAAAACAGUCUAAAACCUCUUAUAUAACCUCUUCAUUUUAACUUUAUGGAGAAGUAAGAGCAGUGAGGUUCGAUUCAAACACUGUAAACGAGCAGAACUCAACUCUCAGACAAUAGAUCUGCUUAAAAUUGUCCCUUGUAUGUAUCACAUGGCAUUGUGUGUUUCUUUGAGUAGAGUGUGACUCACUCAUUCAGACUGCACACCCAUUACAGUGGGAGAGAGAGAGAGAGAGAGAGAGAGAGAGAAGGAACAACCACCUACCAAGUGCCAAACUUGAGGCCCUCCUCUCCUCCCAUCUCAUUCUUUCCUACAUGGGCACUCACAGAUGGAUUUGCAGACAGCGCAGUAACAGACUGAACAGUGUUGGAGAACUAAGAGGGACACUCUGAUCACAAGAUAACAAAGAAAAUCAACACAUAAGUCUACGAAUAUCCUCGGAGCAGAGUUUUCUCACUUCUGACAACCUUUAAAAAGAUAAGUGCAAUGGCGACACCCAAAAACACUCCCCGAGGUGCGAACACACCACUAUCCCCCAACCGCAUCACUCGGCUCCAGGAGAAGGAGGACCUGUCCAACCUCAACGAUCGGCUGGCCGUGUACAUCGACAAGGUGCGCUUUCUGGAGACUGAGAAUGCUGGCCUCCGUCUGCGCAUAACUGAGUCAGAGACAGAGGUCAGCCGGGAGCUGACGGGCCUCAAGGCCGCUUAUGAAACCGAGCUGGCAGAUGCCCGUCAGACUCUGGACUCUGUGGCCAAAGAGCGAGCACGUCUGCAGCUGGAGCUGGGCAAGCUGCGAGAGGACCACAAGGAGCUGAAAGCAAGGAACACCAAAAAGGAGUCAGACUUGGCUGGAGCGUUGCAGAGGCUCAAAGACCUGGAGGCUCUGCUGAACUCGAAGGAUGCGUCCUUGAGUACGGCUCUGGGAGAGAAGCGUAACCUCGAGGUAGAAAACAGGGACCUGAAAACGCAGGUUGCCAAGCUGGACACCAGUUUGGGCGAUGCCAGGAAGAAGCUGCAGGACGAGAUGCUGAGGAGGGUGGAUGGAGAGAAUCGCAUCCAGACCCUCAAAGAGGAGCUGGAGUUUCAGAAGAACCUCCACUCUGAGGAACUGCGGGAGACAAAGCGGCGUUAUGAGUCUCGUGUGGUUGAGUUGGACAAUGGCCAUCAGCAGGAUUUUGAAAGCAAGUUGGCGGAGGCGCUGGUGGAGAUGCGUAACCAGCACGAACAGCAGAUCAAAAUGUACAAAGAUGAGAUUGAGAAGACCUACAAUGCCAAGCUGGAAAAUGCCCGUCAGUCAGCUGACCGGAGCAGCAACCUGGUUGGAGCAGCACAUGAGGAGCUCCAGCAGACACGAAUCCGCCUGGAGUCCAUGUCCUCUCAGCUCAGCCAACUGCAGAAACAGUUGGCGGCCCGCGAGGAGAAGAUAAGGGACCUGGAGGACGCCCUGUCUCGGGAACGGGACACCACUCGUCGCAUGCUCGGAGAGAAAGACAGAGAAAUGGCCGAGAUGAGACAGCAAAUGCAACAGCAGCUGGAUGAGUACCAGGAGCUCCUGGACGUCAAGCUGGCUCUGGAUAUGGAGAUAUGCGCUUACAGGAAGCUGCUGGAGGGAGAGGAGCAGAGGCUGCGUCUCUCCCCCAGCCCCCCGCCCACCAAAAUGACAGGAAGUCGUUCCUCUACUUCAGGAGCUCACUCUCGAUCAGUCCACUGCAGCGCUCUGAGCUCUCCUGCCAAGAGGCGUCGCCCCAACGACACCGACAGCGAGGCUUCGAGCUUUGCAGGUGGAGCUGUGGCCCGUACUCGCAUCACCCAGCAGGCCUCAGCCAGCGGACGGGUCACUGUGGACGAGGUGGACCUGGAUGGGAAAUAUGUCAGACUCAGCAACAAAGCAGAUGAGGAUCAGAAUAUGGGGAACUGGCAGGUGAAGCGGCAGGUGGGAACCGGUGCUCCAAUCAUCUUCAAGUUCCCGGUAAAAUUCACCUUGAAGGCUGGCCAGAGGGUCACGAUCUGGGCCUCUGGUGCUGGUGGAACCCACAAUCCUCCCUCUGACCUGGUGUGGAAGACUCAGGCCUCUUGGGGCACCGGAGACCUGUUCCAGACCACCCUGAUCAGUGCCAAUGGAGAGGAAAUGGCAAUGAGGAAGGUCACCCGCAUACAGUUUGAAGAAGAAGAUGAUGACAUGGUGGCUCACAGCACCUGUGGGGACAGUGAGUACAACCUGCGGAGCCGGACGGUGGUCUGCGGCUCCUGCGGACUUCCUUCAGACAAAUCCAGCAACUGCUCGGUGACCUCAGCCUCCCGCUCCUUCCGCAGCGGAGGCAUCUCCGAGGGUUUACUGCCGCACUCCUACGUGUUCAGCAGCAGCACUCCUCGCAAGACUGGAGCCAGAAUGGAGAGCUGUCCAAUUAUGUGAGCCCCUGGAUUUGUGCUGAAACACUUCAACUCUCUUAGUUUUCAAUUAUUAGUUCUUUAGUUUCUAGUUGUAGUUAUUAAGUUCAAUUCAUGUACUCUGGAAUAAUUUUCAAGAUAUUGUAUGCAAUAAAACUUUAUACUGCUUUUUUAUAAUGUACAUAAGCAUGCUUUUGAAAUAUUUUCUUGAAUUUAAAUGGUGAUUAAAGCAGUUACUUUUGUUUGUAUUGGUGACAUUAUGGGUUAGAAAUUUAAUCCAGGCUUCCACCUAGAAGUGAAAUAUGAACCAACCAGCUACUUUAAGAGCUUAAAACAACUGUUGAGGCUCAUUUAUUCUAAAAACCUUGUGAUAUUAACAGCUACUGUUGCUCGUAGAUAAAAUCAUACUUUCUUGUGCUAUUAAUAUCACAGUUAAAUCAGAUUUUCAUUGGACUACGUAAACAUACUGGUGCAGCAGGGUUGCAGUAAAUUCAUUUAUAUUUUCAUUUUAUUUUGAAUAGAAUUUGCUUAAACUAAAUUGACCCUAACCUUGCAACAGAUCUACAGAAUAUUGUGUAUUUUUGCUGAUAUCAAUAAACAUGUUUUGUCAUUAA
This is a messenger RNA of Siniperca chuatsi (mandarin fish), 3886 nucleotides long. Its product is annotated as lamin-A-like. The transcript is spliced from 13 exons. The record is from RefSeq and is a predicted model, not a curated record. Lineage: Eukaryota; Metazoa; Chordata; Actinopteri; Centrarchiformes; Sinipercidae. Bases 1369 to 3297 code for a protein of 642 amino acids.